Messenger RNA from Plectropomus leopardus (leopard coralgrouper), 1896 nucleotides. RefSeq names its product osteoclast stimulatory transmembrane protein (gene ocstamp). NCBI's taxonomy places the organism in Eukaryota, Metazoa, Chordata, Actinopteri, Perciformes, Serranidae. Gene Ontology annotation, cellular component: membrane. The record is from RefSeq and is a predicted model, not a curated record.
ACUCCUAUUUUCACAGUGAGAAUGAGGUUCAUCAGAGAGGAUAUUAUUACACUUGUCAGGGACAGAUCGGGAUCUUGCAGACAGGUUUUAAAAUCUGUCCUGCUUUACCUCUGGGAUGUUUACUCUGCACCAGCACCUGCCGGCAGAGACAUCCUCACUCAGCUGUCUCUCUGCUUCAUACUCGCCAUCGUGACUGGCAGCCUGCUUCAUCACUGGCUGUCAAAGACUCUCAGAUAUAACCAUGAAGGGUCCGUUCAGACCGCCUGCAUCUACAGUGUGGCCAUGUUCCUGGUGUCGUUCCUUUGUCAUCCUCUGCGCUGCGUGCUGACCAUGACUCUGCCCACCGUCUGCACCAAACAGGGUCGCAAGCUUCUCAUCACGGCGUCUGUCAUGAUUUUAGUCUUGAACGUCAUCCCGAAUAUUACAGUGAACGUAGGGGCGGUAACUCGCAUCCUAAAGUGCACCGCUGAGGGUUUCACCAAGACUUUAUUAAACUCAUCUGAACCUCUGAACAAAGCUAAGAGAGACCUUGUUGAGGAAGCCGUCAAAGUGAGGAGGGAAGACUUGAGCAUUGUCACCAACUUGAGGAAGUUAAAUCAUUUCACACAUGUCGAUGUGUCAGAAGUCAGAAGCAGGUUUACUAAGAUGAUUGGGCAGAUAGAGGUCAAUUUCUCACAUGCAAGGAAUCUGCUGAAAGAAUACAAACUGCUGUCAAACCGGAUCCUUGCUGCCAUUUUUGUGGCAUUACUCAUCUUUGAAUCUGCACGCUACUUGAAAUCUUAUCUGGCAUCAGUUCAGUUUGAUAACAGCCACAUAUCAAAAGAGCUCCGGCAAGAAGUGACUCAAAAUGCUAAAAAUAAACCUUAUGUCACAAGCUGCAAAAUAACAAGUGAAGAAUGUACGUCCUGUUUCAUAUCACUGAUUGUGGUGACGUUAUAUUUCACUGCAAUAACUUUAAUAGUAGUUUUGGAUCAUGUUGUUUAUCAUAUAGUUGAGGCGAUUUUGCCGUGGAUUCUGGAUUUUCCACCAACGUCUGCCAGCAUAAGUGUUGAUUAUAAGGUUCAGUGGUUCGUUCCUGCCUUUUGUAUCAUCCCAAAUUCCUGCGUCACCCGGGAGCUCACAAACUUCCACAGGGAUUACAAAUGGACUUUUGACCCCGAGCCAUCGCUCUGUGACGUGACGACCUCUGCUCCAAACCUAGGAGUCACACUCCUGCUGGGAUGCCUCUGGCUGAUGAGCUACUCUCUGGUUUUCCUCGAGGUUUACGCAAGGCGGCUGCGCAGGAAAAUCUCUGCAUCCUUUUUCAGAGAGCAGGAGGAGAGGCGGAUGGAAUACUUGAUGAAGAAAAUGCGAGUGAAGCAGAAUAAAAAGGAGCAAAAACAGACUGUUUAUGUUAAGGUUGUGUGAACGUUUACUGGACAAUGCAAUGCUUAAAGGUCAGGGGAGCCACUGGGCACCUGAAAAAUUUGUAUUACUUAGUAAAGUCUCAACAAUCCUACACACUGUGUCUAAUGACUUUGUUGAUCCCCUGAUUUUAUUUCUCAUGAAAGGAUAUUCAACUUGUUUCGCCCAUGGGAACCACUCUUGCAAAAUGACAGGAAGCCAAACAAACAAUAAUAUUUAUCAGUAUAUAUGAUAAACCAGUUGCUUGUUUGCAACCAUUCAGUAUUUGCUGUCCUCAAUCAUCUUUGCAAAAAUUAUCACACUGUUUUUUGGCUUAUAAACAAGCUCUGUUUUAAUGAUUGUUAAAGAGCUCUGUGUUAUCAUGAUCCCAGGUUUUGCUUAUAGUUUGUUUCCUGUUUUAUUCUGAAGGUCACUCUCCUCAUGUGCUCCAGAGUUUUCCCUGCACACCUGUCCUGUAUUAGCCUUGUUUGCUCCACCCCAUUGUUCCCUACC